AUCAGUUCUGGCCUCGACGUGGAUUCACCAGUUAAUGUCUGUGCAGGUGCAGAGGGAGGCCAGCUUAAGCUCAGCCCACAGAGACGAGACGGCAGUGCAGGUAUGACAGGUAUGAGGUGUGAUGUGUGCAGCGCUGACAGAACCGUCCUGGUCCUGCUAAAGCAGCAGCUGGAAUGUUCCCCACAGUAACGGUUGUUCAUCCGGAUUUGGAUCAAGCUCACAGAAAGUGUUGGUGUGCUUCUACUGCGUGAGCCUUCGUGCCACCGGUUUCAGGUCUGAUGAGCUCAGUUAAACUCCACAUGAUCGAGGAUGUGUGGUUCUGAUUAAUGAGAAGGUUGAGCUGCCAGUGACACCACGGUGCCGGCUCUGUCUGUGGGAGUGGGCAGAUGAGAGCUGUCUCAGUAAAUGGCCCGAUGAUCUACAUAUUCCACACACUGACACAGAAAGAAGAAAAAAAACAGCUCUGGAUCCGUGCAGCUGGUUCAACUGGUCUGACGAGAAACGGGAGGGCGAGAGGCAGCGAGGAGGAGGAGGAGGAGGGUUCAGAGGAGGCAGUGCCGAGUCUACAAUUAGAAAACAAGAUAAAGCAGGAACGAUAAGAGCAGAGCACAGCAAGAGGGACAAACGUUGAGGUUUUACAGCCAUGCAGUUUGGUGAUGUGUCGCUGAUACACAGCAGGAGCAUCUGACCGGUUAACGCUGACGACGGGAUCCCACAUUCAUCUACCUCAGCAGGGACACUGGGACUCAAACUCCAGCCGCCACGCUGCCUCUGACAUCGUCCUCCAACAUGAGUGAGGAUGACCAAAGCCGUUCUGGCCAAGGAGCCAGACCGGCCCCCAACGUCAAACCCAAACUCAGCCAGAACAGCAGGAACAGCAAGGAGGACCACCGGAAGAAAGAGAAGCCGGCGAAGGUGAGGAGGUCGAGGAGUACCGACUCGGAGAGGGCCGAAAGAGGACGGAGGAGGGAACGAGACCGGCACCAGGGAGAGAGGAGGCAGCGUGGGAGGAGCGAGGAGGCCCGCAGACGAGACAGGAAAGAGGCUGAGAGCGACCGCAGGAAGACGAAGCCCCCCGAGGACGAUGUGGAGGACACCGAGUGCGCCGUGUGCUUCUGCUCCUACGACAACGUGUUCAAGACGCCCAAGCUGCUGGCGUGCGGACACACCUUCUGUCUGGAGUGCCUCGCUCGCAUCAACGUGGUGUCGCCUGAGCUCAAAACCCUGUCCUGCCCCGUGUGCCGCGAGCUGACCGAGCUACCCCACGGCCAGGACCUGCCCCGCCUGGGCAACAACGAGGACAUCAUAGGGAAGCUCCCGCCGGACAUGCAGAGGGCGCUGUCCAUCCGCUUCAAGCGCAGCAAGGGGAAGCUGAUGCUGAAGAACCCUCCUCCCAACAGCCCGACCAAGCCGAGCUUCCUCACGCUGCCGAAGAAGAGCCCGGAGGCCCAGGCGACGGCGGGCGGCGACCUCAACCUGAGCGCGAUGGAGCAGGGAAUAGCGCCGGCCACUGUGGUGGACGUGGGCCGGCCGCCCAGCAGGGUGAGGGGCCGCAUGCGCAGGUUGUUCCGCUCGGACCAGUGCUACUACGCUGUGGUGGGGUCCAUCAUCACCGUCACCGUGGUGCUCAUGCUGGUGGGCAUUCUGGCCUUCGUCAUCAUACCCAACGUGGUGAUCCGCGGACCUCCGGGACCAGAUAGCCCGGCGACACGCCCCCCCUCAGGAAACGGCAGCACGUUCAGACCCUGAAGGAGCAGGAGGACUGAUCGCUGGAGAUCCGGCCACUUUGUUUAGUUGUUUUACUGUCGGUGAAGGAAAAUCAAAGCACAUUCCAGCUUUUUCACUCGAAGCUUGAAGAAAUGAAGGAAAACCAGAAGCAGCAUUGUUUUGACAGGCAGGUCGGACUGUGAAGGAACGGGUCAGCAGACCUGCAUCAUGCUGGGUUGUUUUCUGACUGUGCCUGUGAUUACUGUGAAAGCCUGAGUGUGGAUAAAGAUUAAUAAGCUGUAAAUCUUUAAUGCACUAAACCCUGCGCUGACAGCAGUCCUACGCUUGGACUGCAUCAGGCUGAUUUCCAAAACAAGUUCAGGGUUUCUAGUUCUGACUAAUUUUUGUUCAUAGUCGCUGUACAUAGCCGUAGAUGAUUUCUAUAUUUGUAUAAGAAUGGACUUUGUUUCGCAUCACAUCUGUCAAAUAAAUGGCGUUUGAGACAUUUAAAGCUCA
Stegastes partitus (bicolor damselfish) is the source of this 2223-nucleotide messenger RNA. It is a transcript of the gene rnf183, whose product is annotated as ring finger protein 183. The record is from RefSeq and is a predicted model, not a curated record. Bases 790 to 1749 code for a protein of 319 amino acids. NCBI's taxonomy places the organism in Eukaryota, Metazoa, Chordata, Actinopteri, Pomacentridae. Gene Ontology annotation, molecular function: ubiquitin protein ligase activity. Gene Ontology annotation, biological process: protein ubiquitination. The transcript is spliced from 2 exons.